UCUGCCAGCUGAUUCAGACGACAUAAGGAAGAAAAGUGGUUUACAUGAAUAAUUUUGACAUGGUUUAACCAACUUAAUUUAGUCGAAGACAGAACAGGCAUUAUCUGAUAGAAAUAAGAUUAUGUCCCCCAGAUCACCAUGAGGUUUAACAGUAAAGAAUUAACACAUAUAGUGGAACAGGGUGUGGUUGAUAAAGAAGGAAUACUGUCCAUGAAAUAUAAACCAGAGGGAAGAAUAUUUAAGAAAGAAGAAACAUACAUAACCAGACAUUGUAAACUAAAAGGAAACCUGUUGUUUUAUUACAAGAACAAAGAAUCGAAAAACAAUCGAAAGUCGAGCUCAGCACCAUAUUUGAGAACAGAGCCACUAGGAGUGUUAGUAUUAGAGAGAUGCACAAUAGAACUAGAUGAUGAAAUAGAUAAUGCAUUUAUUAUAGUUUUUGAAGGAGAUGAACCUACCUACCAUUUUGCCACAAGAACAGAAGCAGAAAGAGAUGAAUGGAUUCAGGCACUUCACCUCUCUAGUUACGAAUGUCUUAAGAUGCAGCUACAGAGUCUACGGGAACAGAUCCAGGCCAAGACAGGACGUGACCCAGUAUCACAACCUCCACCUACAGAGACAGGGAUGGCAUUCGAAACACAGUCUGGAAAUGCAAACACUAAUGAUGAGCCAGCUAUGGAAAUUUGCCUAGCUUGUGAAGAUCUGCCUAAUGACAGUUCAGCUAACCCUCCUAAUCCAUUUAUUGUAAUCUAUACCAUUAAUCCACCCCAACAACAGACAUGGGUCCAACACAGUCAUACUGAAGUUGUUGAGAAAACAAAUUCCCCCCAGUUUUUGAAGACAAUAGGGUUUGGUGAUUCCACUGGGAUUGACACAAACACCAGGAUAAAGUUAACAGUCUACCAUGUCAAGGAAAGAAUGACAGGAACAAUGUCCCAAAUGGGUCAGGUAAUAUUUACUGUACAGGACGUUCUUACAUCUCAUCAAAUGGAGCUAUCAUUACCAUUACAAGGACCAGAUCCUGUGGACUGUGGAACUGUUAAAGUUAUGGCCUGGGUAAAUGACACAAAUAUAUCUGUUCCUAAUGGGCCUGCUGAUGACUGUAAAAAUGACAAGUUAAAAAAGUCACCGUGUAGAAGACGUUCUAAGAGAGUGGACACGUUACGUCCCUUAUAUCGUGGUAUCAUCACACGGACUUUUAGAUUUGAUACGUCAGAUGGCAGAGUCAAAUUACUUGUUCAUGAGUAUAUGGCUGAGGCAAAACUGGCUUUUGAUAUACCAUUACAGUUGAUUAAACUGUGGAUAGAUGAAGAAAAGUCAAUGAUAGAUCAAAUUAAGAAUCUAGGACAGCUUUGGUCCUGGUAUGAAAAAGAACAAGUGACUGCAAUUGACCUCUGUGCUACCAUAGUAACAGAAUAUACAAAGGCAUACAAUUAUUUGACCAAUUACCUUGAUACUGGUCAUGAUAUUGGUCCUAGUUUCAAGCCUAGCAUCAAGAAAGGGGACAAAGACCUAGAGUUUGCUCCCCUGAAUCUCCACUUACAGAGAAUGACAGUCAUUAAUGAACUCAAUGAUACAAGGCAUCCACAUUUCUUUCAAAAUGAGAGGACCUCUUGGUAUGAUAUAGUGACUGUAGGAGCCUUCACAGCUUAUGCACAAAAAUACAAACAUGGUGGUUUGAUGAAAUUAUUACAACAUCAAAAGGAAUUUUACAGUGCCGACGGGACACUUAGUAAAAACACCAAACUAGACAAAGCAUGUCAACUCAUUAACAGUAUAUACAAACUGAAUGUGAAAGUAAACAAUGAUUGUCAGAGACUAUGUGAUAUUGCUUCCAAUGGAUUAUUUAGUGAAAUGAAGUCGAUAGCAGAACAUAUAACGGAACAUGUGAAAGAGUUAGUUAAUGUUUGUGAUAAUAAAUUACUACAGGGUUCAGAAGAACUGUAUAAUGCAGUCAGGGAGGAAGUGCUAUAUCAAAAGACUUUGGAAAUGUCUAAAAAUGAAUUGACAGAAAGUUUUACAGAUCUGGACAUGGAAUCAUCUACAGAAAACCUCAGUGGCACUAACUUUAAAAAGAAUCCAUCUAUGGAACCUUGGGAAUUAAGCAGGGUGAACACUGAAGCAGCUUGUGUUUGUUUAACGUCGCUUGUAGAAAGUCUGGAAUCAGUCGAUAGAACAAAAUGGCUAAAUUCUAUAUCCCAGGACGUAGCUAAACUGAAGAAUUUUGUGGCUGUGUUACAUAACAAAGCUGUGUCUUUCAUGACAUUUCUUAAUAUUAUGGAAAAUAAAGGUCAUUCUAAGUUGAACUAUACAAUAAAGUACAGAAGAGAUGUUUGUUUUUCUCAUGCGGUAACUGCCUUAGUAACAGGUUUUAUGACCAAGUUGACAACUCAUACCACAGAUACACACUUCUUAAACCAGCUCUGUCAGGUUGGUAUGCUGGUCCAGUUUGAAGGUUUACUUAGUUGUCAUAGCGAUGAAAAUGGUAUGAUAGAAGACAUGAUAGUUGCUGUUGAUGAUCUCAGUCAGGUUGUGUUCAAGGUUAAAGUUGAAGAACAUAUUGAUGAAGGCCCUGUUCUAUCACUUCAUGGAAAAUUAAAAUAUGGUUCCAAUCCAGAUUUUCAAAGACAUGGUUUAAUUGUUACUGUGCCAGUGAAGGCAGAGUUGUUCGAGAGAUUACCUGACCCCCUGCAGAAAGGAAAACAUAUAAACAUUACACCUGUAUUCUUCAAUAUUGGUAUAAAUGAGCAAGCUACUGUAGCUGAGAGAUUUGGUGACACAUCAUUACAAGAGAAGUUAAAUUUUGAUAACUAUGGAAUAUUAUACAGAUAUAUAGAGAAAUACCAGUCUAAAAUAGGAGACCCAGAUGAUGGUAAAACAGGUCUUGGUACAGUUGGAGAUUUAAUGAAAAGAUUGCAGUAUCAAGUGAUGGCAAAGAAAAGUAAAAAUACCGAGGUUUUAAAACUGGCAUCAGAGUUGACAAGAAAGUUACAGGGUAUAAGAUUCACAAGUUGUAAAAGUGCUAAAGAUAGAACAGCUAUGUCAAUCACACUAGAACAGGUGUAUAUACUACAACAGGAACAUGAUUUAGCAUCCCAUGUGUUCACUCAGGCCUUAGAUUGCUUCAGAAGUGAGGGAGUUAGAAGAGAAAACACGUUAAAAAACAUUGGAUGUAGAAAAUAUGCAUUUAACAGUUUCCAGUUACUUUAUGUACCAAAACUUUACCGACCUCCAAAUGGUACAUAUGGCAAUGUUCAGGGAUAGAAUAUAUACCAAAACUUUACCGACCUCCAAAUGGUACAUGCGGCAAUGUUCAAGAAUAAGAUAUGAACCAAAGUGCUACAACUUCUAAAUUUUGUUGAUGGGAUAUGUUCAAUGAGAGAAUAUUAACAAAAAAUGCACCUGGCAAUGUUAAAGGAUAAAAUAUGAAGCAAAACUAUACCUGUGACAAUGAUCAAGGAUAAAUCAUGGACACAAGUUGUAGCCAUGACAGUGUUCAAAGUUAACAGAUGUUGUUCUCACUGCCAAAUAGAACUUUUAAGUGUUCAAAAAUGAUGCUAUAGAUAUAUACCACUAAUUUGUUAACAGAAUCAGAAUAUUCAUUAUAAUUCUGUUGUUAACCAUUUGUAUAUAGUUAAAAGACAUUUAUUUAAUUUUAUGAUCAUGUAUUUCAGUAACAUAUCUGUUGUUGUAUAAUGCCCAUACCGGUAGUUUAAACUGUAUGUUUUGUAUAGGUUAAACUUGAAACUCAAAAUCUGACCUUCAUUUCAUGAUAGAUUGACUGGGAUAAAUUUUCAUACAACUACAUGUCUCAUGAAUUUAUUGAAAAACAUUAAUUUUUACAUCGCGAUGACCGUGAGGGCAUUCUGAUGUAUUGCUAUCGCCUAGAUUUCCAUUACGUAACUUUCGUUUUGGGUUUGUCACCGAUCUAUAAACAUGAUAAAUACGCGGAUAUUAACGAGUGCAAACUAACAUUCCUUAUUGUUUGUUAUAAAUACAUAAAUACAAUGAAUACUGAUAAAAAUAUUUUUGUUUAGAUCAUAAUUAAAUUAGUAAUAUGAAAAUGUUUUGUCGUUAGAUAUAUAUAUAUAUAUAUAUAAGUAAAAAAUCAUUGAUAAUAUCUAUGCACACGUACCAAAAAAAUUGUGUUAAAGCAUGCGGAAGAAUAUCUCAAGAAUCCAGGCAAGGACCGGUAACUCUGUAAUUGUUUUUGCGGGAAAAUAUGAAUGCCUACUCAUAUCCAAUCUUUUAGAAAAAUCGAAUUUUUACAGAAGAGUGUCCACCAUGCACUUGCACUGCACUAUUAUUAGAAUAGUAUAAUAGAAUGAUAUACAAAUGGAUGAAAAUUAUAUAUAUAUGUAACUGUUAUAUUAAUAUAAUAUAUAACAACAAACCAGUGUAUACUGAUUUGUAUCACUACAAUAUAAUAGUUAUUACGGUGAGGUUGAAUUUCCUGUCAUUUAUUCAUCAUCCACGCACGAACUUUUCUCAGAAAAAUACAUUUCUCUGUACAUUAACCUCAGUUUCAGGUAUAGAGAUGUGAUUUUUUUCUGUGACAAGUGCUUUUGACCAUCCACAAGAACUUGCGGUCAUCCGAUGUUCAGUACUUCAGUACUUUGAUUAUAUUAUUACUUUGUCAUUUUAAUUCUUCUGUUUUAUUCAAUGCCAAACAAUAAGAUGUAAACCAACAUAUUUUUGCAGAUACUUUAUUCCACCUUUAAUUUUGUAAAGCUUCUAACUUUCUUGGUGUAUUUGAACAACAAUGUGGAACAAUAUAUAUAUAACCUUGCA
Molecule: messenger RNA, 4791 nt
Organism: Mytilus californianus (California mussel)
Lineage: Eukaryota; Metazoa; Mollusca; Bivalvia; Mytilida; Mytilidae
Product: inositol polyphosphate-4-phosphatase type I A-like
Exons: 26
Coding region: 139-3264 (1041 amino acids)
Cellular component (GO): cytoplasm
Molecular function (GO): phosphatidylinositol-3,4-bisphosphate 4-phosphatase activity
Source: RefSeq, a predicted model, not a curated record